AAUACAGGUAUCCCAAUUCCAACACAAAGAAAGCAGUUAAAGAGAGAAAAAGCAAAUCAAGAUUAAUCUGAAAAUGCUUAGUUUUAUGACGCAAAUGGCGAUUCCUUGCAUCCCAACUAAUCAUCUCCACAACUCACGUAGCAGCAAGUCUUCAAAACUCUGUAGUAGCAGAAUCAGUAUAGGUCGUUGCUCCUCGCAACUAAGCGAUGAUCAUCUCCCAAUCCAACGACGAUCUGGAAACUACAGUCCUUCCGGUUGGGAUGUCGAUCAUAUCCAAUCACUCCAAAGUCAUUAUACGGAUGAAAAGUACGUGAAAAGAACUAGUGAGCUCAUUAUGCAAGUGAAGAAGAUGUUGGAGAAAGAAACAGAUUCCAUUCAACAGCUUGAGUUGAUUGAUGACUUGCAGAGGCUGGGUCUGUCUCACCAAUUUCACAAAGAAUUCAAACAGAUCUUAAACUCUGUAUAUUUGGAUAAUAAGUAUUACAAGAAUGGCGAGAUCAUCAUGCAAGAAGCAGGCGAAAGAGAUUUGAACUCCACAGCUCUUGCCUUCAGACUCCUUAGACAACAUGGCUUUCAAGUUGCUCAAGAGGUGUUUGAAUGUUUCAAGAGUGAGGAGGGUGAGUUCAAAGCAAGCCUCAGGGACGACACCAGAGGAUUGUUACAACUCUAUGAAGCUUCUUUCUUGUCGAUGGAAGGUGAAAACACACUCGACAUAGCCAGAGAAUUCACCAUUGAGAUUCUGCAGGAAAAACUAGUGAAUAAUGAAAUUGAUGACAGUAACCUUAUAACAUGGAUACGCCAUUCUUUGGAGAUCCCAAUUUAUUGGAGCAUUGUAAGGGUAAAUACAAGUGUGUGGAUUGAUGCAUAUAAGAGAAGAGCCGACAUGAACCCAAUAGUGUUGGAGCUUGCCACACUGGACUCCAAUAUUGCCCAAGCACUAUAUCAAGAAGAACUCAAACAGGAUUUACAGUGGUGGAAAAAUAUGAGCCUUGCGCAGAAGCUCCCCUUCGCGAGAGACAGGCUUGUGGAAAGCUACUUCUGGGGUGUCGGGGUGGUGCAGCUUCUUCAACAUGGAACUGCAAGGAUGGCUGUGGACAGAUCCAUCGCUCUUAUAACAGUUAUAGACGACGUUUAUGAUGUGUAUGGCACCUUAGAAGAACUCGAACAAUUCACAGACAUCAUUCGAAGAUGGGAUAUGAAUUCAAUGGAUCAACUUCCUAGUUACAUGCAGCUGUGUUUUCUUGCAUUGAACAACUUCGUCAACGACACAGCCUAUGGUGUUCUAAAAGAGCAAGGUUUCAAUAUCAUCCCCUAUCUGCAAAAAUCAUGGAGAGAUUUGUUGGAGGCAUAUCUGGUGGAGGCGAAGUGGUACCACAGCGGAUACAAACCAAAGCUGAAAGAGUAUUUAGACAACGCAUGGAUGUCAAUUGCAAGCACUGUUGUACUAAGCCAUGCAUAUUUCGGCGUAACAACUUCUCUUACAAAGGAGACCGUCGACAGUUUUUACGGAUACCACGAUUUACUUCGUUGGUCAUCAAUGAUUGUGCGGCUUGCUGAUGAUUUAGGAACCUCUGUGGAUGAGGUGAGCAGAGGCGACGUGCCGAAAUCAAUCCAGUGCUACAUGAACGACAAUAAUGCAUCAGAAGCAGAGGCGCGUGAGCACGUGAAAUGGUUGAUAGGGGAGACGUGGAAGAAGAUGAACAAGGAGAGGGUGGCAACGGAUUCUCCAUUUUGUCAAGAUUUUAUAGAAUGUGCAGUGGAUCUGGGAAGAAUGGGGCAGUAUAUGUACCACUACGGAGAUGGACAUGGAAUCCGAAACUCCAUCAUACGCCAGCAGAUGGCAACCUUCUUGUUCCACCCUUAUGCCUAGCUCUACCACUAUAUAUUUUAUUGUAAUUAUACACCUCACAAACAUGUUCUUUGUGAUUUUAUCUUUUCCCACCUUACUGUCACUCUCUAUAGUCAUAA
Messenger RNA from Salvia miltiorrhiza (redroot sage), 1968 nucleotides. Its product is annotated as sabinene synthase 1, chloroplastic-like. Gene Ontology annotation, biological process: diterpenoid biosynthetic process. The transcript is spliced from 7 exons. Bases 74 to 1870 code for a protein of 598 amino acids. Gene Ontology annotation, molecular function: terpene synthase activity; magnesium ion binding. Lineage: Eukaryota; Viridiplantae; Streptophyta; Magnoliopsida; Lamiales; Lamiaceae. The record is from RefSeq and is a predicted model, not a curated record.